This is a messenger RNA of Trichophyton rubrum CBS 118892, 795 nucleotides long. RefSeq lists its product as uncharacterized. Bases 1 to 795 code for a protein of 264 amino acids. Lineage: Eukaryota; Fungi; Ascomycota; Eurotiomycetes; Onygenales; Arthrodermataceae. The transcript is spliced from 2 exons. The record is from RefSeq and is a predicted model, not a curated record.
AUGGUUCCUGAUACCGAAAAUUCUAUACAUAAAGAGGCUGCAAACAUGCAACGUGAAAUCACCCGGCAGCUGGAUUAUAUCCGAAAUUUAGAGAACCCCCAGGAAGCCAUGCUGGCAGGUCGACAGCCCUACUUCUCCAUGUCCAUGGACCCCGGCCCUCCCCCACUCUCCCCGCGCCAGGUAUGCCAGGAUGAUGGGAGACGGCCGUCCGGUAUCCGCCAUCCCUUACCACCCCAUAUCACCAUCUCACCGCACCGACAAGGCUCUCUCGGCGGAAACCCAACUCCGAUCUACAGCAAGCCCCAGAUCCCGCACCAAUCCAACCUCCAUCCUCUGUCAUCAGUCUCGUCUCCUCCAGGACCCAACCUUGCCCGCCGCCACACAUCAGCAGAUAUCAGACAGCACGGUUGGCCGCCAUCAGCCGGUCCCUCACCCAACUCACAGUAUGGCCCCAACCCAUCCAUGCAAUGGCCUUCUUCACCAGGUCGAAACCACAAUUCCUCUGACCAGCACGUCCGAGAUGCAUUGGCGCGGUAUGAGCUUGGUGGACCGCGACGGCAGCAAGAACAAUCCAGACACGUUACGCCCCCUUUCCUCGACCCAUCCCAGCCGGACAAUAGCUGGGCUAUAGGAGGGCCCAAGUUCCCGCGUCCGGUAGAGUCAAUGCCUGCCACCCGUCGAUCAAGCAUGGCGAGCAACGUACAUUCACUGCUGAACCCAUCUAUCGCAGCUGAGCGGGCAGACGACCCCGAUGGGCCACUAGGAGAAGACCGGAAACGAAAAAGGCUCCAGUGA